Messenger RNA from Clupea harengus (Atlantic herring), 3748 nucleotides. RefSeq names its product angiopoietin-related protein 2. Gene Ontology annotation, biological process: blood coagulation. NCBI's taxonomy places the organism in Eukaryota, Metazoa, Chordata, Actinopteri, Clupeiformes, Clupeidae. The record is from RefSeq and is a predicted model, not a curated record.
CCUUAGUCAACACCAGUGGAGGACACUUCACAACACAGAGAGUUGUGGUUUUUGAGGUUAUGCCUUUCAGCACCUCGUCGCAUUCAGGACUCUCGACACACCUCUGCGGAGGCUCCGCGAGCAAAUAGCGCGUCAAGUGCUUCCCAGUGAUGGACAACCUCUGACACUACGUCUGGACACGUCUGAGUCGGAGAGAGCGGGAGAGAGACAAGAGGGCAGCGUGAGAAGUGAAAGUGUGAUGGCUUUCUCCACAAGAGCAUCUCAAUUAAGACUGUCAAAGCAGCAGGGGAUUUAAGUGGAAGAGAGAAGGAAACAAAGAAACCAAAAAAAGCCUGAAACAAUUAUCUGCCAACAUAGCACAUACUGGGAAGCAUCCACUCUUAAUCAUGAAGCUCCCUCUGUUGGUCCUGCUGGCAACGUUCCUGGCUCCCGGACCUGGGCCCGCCGUUCAGGGAAAGGCCCAGGAGUUUGAGAGCCACGGCGACGCCCUGGAACCGGAGUUCAUGUACGCGGAGCGUCCCAAGCGCGCCGUGGACACGGCCGUCCCCGUCGCCCCCGCCACAGGCGCCGGCGCUGCCGCCUCUCAGACAGACAAGUGCUCCUACACCUUCAUCGUCCCCCAGCAGAAGGCCACCGGUGCCAUCUGCGUCAACUCGAGGUCCCCGGAGGGCCAGGUGGACACGCGCGUGAACAAGCAGGAGGUGGAGGUGCUGAACGGCGAGCUGCAGAAGCAGCGGCGUCAGAUCGAGUCGCUGCAGCAGCUGGUGGAGGUGGACGGCGGCGUGGUGAACGAGGUGAAGCUGCUGCGCAAGGAGAGCCGCAACAUGAACUCCCGCGUCACGCAGCUCUACAUGCAGCUGCUGCACGAGAUCAUCCGCAAGCGCGACAACGCCCUGGAGGUGGCGCAGCUGGAGAACCGCGUGCUCAACCACACCACCGAGAUGCAUCAGCUGGUGGGACGCUACCGGGACCUGGAGCACAAGUACACGCACCUGGCCUCCCUCGCCAGCAACCAGAGCGCCAUCAUCGUGCAGCUGGAGGAGCACUGCCGCAGGACGCACGGCUCCGGAGGGGAGCGCGAGCGCGAGAGGCCUGCGCCACGUGCGAGGCAGCCGUUGCCACCGCAGCAGCAGCCCCCGGUGAUGCCCCAGCAUCCUCCACAGCGCCCGCAGUCGCCCAUGUCUCCGGCAAGGCCGUACCACCCGCCCACGUACACACGCAAUAGCAACAACCAAUUAACCAACGAGAUACAGAGCGACCAGAACGCCAAGGCCUUGCUGCAACCCAUGCCGACGAUGCCGUACGGAACCCAGAGCUCGUCCUCCACAGACAAACCUUCUGGACCCUUCAAGGACUGCCUGCACGCUUUGGAAGAAGGCCACACCAACACUGGCAUGUACUUGGUGAAGCCAGAGAACGCUAAUCGGCUGAUGCAGGUGUGGUGCGACCAGAGACACGACCCAGGCGGCUGGACCGUCAUCCAGAGACGCGUGGACGGAUCGGUCAACUUCUUCAGAAACUGGGAGACGUAUAAGCAAGGCUUUGGCAACAUUGAUGGUGAGUACUGGCUGGGCCUGGAGCACAUCUACUGGCUGACCAACCAGGGAAACUAUAAGCUGCUGGUGACCCUUGAGGACUGGUCGGGCAGGAAGACUUUCGCAGAGUACGCCAGCUUCCGCCUCGAGCCCGAGACGGAGUUCUACAAGCUGAGGGUGGGUCGUUACAACGGUAACGCCGGGGACUCUCUGACCUGGCACAACGGGAAACAGUUCACUACCCUGGACCGAGAUCACGACAUGUACACAGGCAACUGUGCCCACUACCAGAAGGGAGGCUGGUGGUAUAACGCCUGUGCCCAUUCCAACCUUAACGGUGUGUGGUACAGGGGUGGGCACUAUCGCAGCCGCUACCAGGAUGGCGUGUACUGGGCAGAGUUCCGCGGCGGGGCUUACUCCCUGAAGAAGGUCACCAUGAUGAUUCGGCCAAACCCCAACACAUUCCAUUAGAACCAUCCCUUCCUAAUGACUGCAGUUACCAGAAAAAACAAGUGCAAUUAAACUAAGUUAAAUAUCUUUUUUUCUUUUCUUUUUAAUUUUGUUUUAUUACUUUCAUCAAUAUGCAUUCAUGCACAGUAUACUACAAUGGUAAAGCGUAAAAAAACGUAUGAAAUGAAAGAGCUCGUUCCAGAAGCCUCCGGUGGGACUGGACACUCCAGAGCCGGUCAGGAGGCACAGGGACUCAUGGAGCUCUGGUUGUAUGGAGCCAGGUUCUCUUUUCCCUUUUUGUUGUUUUGUUUUGUUUUAAAAAAAAAAAAUAUGGACUAUUGGACAGGCGAGCCCACAGUCAGUUUGAAUCGGACAAGCAGACAAAGCAGUGGAAACCGGACACUGAGUAAGGCCUAACCUCAUCUGUCAGCCGUGGCCUUCUGCGAGCCACCCCACAGAGAAAUGCAGUUUCCACAUGUGGUGAUGAAGGCAUGACGGGGAGAGCCGCUAGUUUCCUGUGAGGGAAAAAAGAACCCCGUGGGCCGCCUAACUCUGAAGCAGCGACCGUGCUCACUGCUCAAGACCAGUGGGCCGCCUCACUCUGGAGUAGCGACCGUGCUCACUGCUCAAGACUAUGACAAGGGGGAGGAAGAGGGUGGGUUGGGGAUGGGGGGGGGAACGCUUCUCGAUUCGUUGUUGUUUAUUUGUUCUUGUCCACAGCACAAUCUGUGCACAGAGUAUUAAAUGUGAUGAAUGUGAUGUAGUAUGUUUAUAUGUGAUGUAAUGCCCCUGAAUAUGACAUGAUACAGUUACUCAAACCCCAAACACGUGUGCUGCAGUUUUUAUGUUCUCCGUCGAACCAACCCCAAGCCUGACCCACUGGCAUACAUUCAUGUGGGAUAAGCCCACUAUUGACAUCAGCUGUUACAACGUUAGGAUUUCCUUCAAGAUGACUGGUCGGCUUCAUGUCUUCCCAAGAUUAAAGGAAGUUUGUUAUUAUUCAUUCAAUUCAAUAUGCUGACGUAAAAUGAACACACAUUGGAAUGAAUAAAACGAAUCAAUUGCAUAUUCUGGAUAAGAACCUCGUAUACGUGUUCCGUUGCUCAACUGCCUCCUUAAUUUAAAAACUGGUCUCUGAAUUAUGACUGAUUGAGGUACUAUCUACACGUGACAACUAUACUCUCUCAUUAGAAAGUUAAUUUGACUUGAGAGAUCCAUGUUUGCAACAAGCUGCCAAUUUAGAAAUCAAGGGUUUGUGUCACACCCAAACAUUUUAUUACAACCCGAUCUCCAGCAAAAUUAUCCCACAUGUUCAGCAGGCGUGGCACGAGGCAGAUGGUUUGCUUCAGGGCAAUGGAGGAAGGCUGGUCUGGGUGUGUCAUUGCUCAUAUACCAUCAUAACAGAGAGAUGAGCUUCCUUUCUCUUUGUAAGUGUGCCGUCUCCUCGAAUUAUAUGGUGGAACGAUCACUCUAUGGUGCAGUAAAUAGAUGCAUUUAUGACUUCUGUACCUCGUUACCUUAAAAAUACCUUACAUUAAAAAUAAUAAAGGUUAGUAAAAAUAAUAAAGUUUAGUAAAAAUAAUAAAGAACAAUAUGGCAGUGACUGGCAGGGCACAGUUUGUUAUUUUUAUAUAAAAACGCAGGGUAUAGCAGUCCCAGAAUCAAAUCAGCAGUUUAUCAGCUCAUAAAUCAUAGCAAGACCAUUCAGCCUCACUGAUAACUCACAACAAUAAAUCUUCUGUUAAAAAAUGUUAGUGUCAGAA